Anguilla rostrata (American eel) is the source of this 4964-nucleotide messenger RNA. RefSeq names its product atherin-like. The transcript has 7 exons. Lineage: Eukaryota; Metazoa; Chordata; Actinopteri; Anguilliformes; Anguillidae. Gene Ontology annotation, biological process: negative regulation of DNA-templated transcription. Gene Ontology annotation, molecular function: chromatin binding; histone binding; DNA binding. The coding region runs from base 185 to 2275 and encodes 696 amino acids. The record is from RefSeq and is a predicted model, not a curated record. Gene Ontology annotation, cellular component: nucleus.
GAUUGUAGCGGUGCGUUCUAUCUCGUACAGUCCACCUUAAGCGCACAAUGUGAGCAACGCAGGCGUACAGCAAGGCUUCCGCUUCAUUCCCAGCCGGGCUCGGACCGGAUCGGAGCAGUAGCGUCACUUCAGAGACGACAAGACUGAGGCACUCGGCCAAACCCGACCGAACCCACCCAUCAGCAUGUCUGAACCGAGGUACCGUGACUGGAUUUUGGAGACCAUCGACUCACUGCGAUCGAGAAAAGCCAGACCAGACCUUGAAAGAAUUUGUCGAAUGGUCCGGAGACGGCACGGGUCAGACCCAGAUCGAACCCGUUCGGAACUGGAAAAACUGAUCCAAGAGCAAACAGUGUUGAAAGUUAGCUACAAAGGCUCAAUCUCCUAUCGAAACGCGGCAAAGGUGCAGAGAAAGAGCCGAAAAAAGACUGAACAGACGACCGGCAGUGGCGGAGCUGUGGGGGAACAAACCAAAUACGCCAAAUCCAAGAACAGCGACAGUGCGCACAGUCCCACGGAGACGAAGGAGACCGGGGGCAAAGACUCGGGUCUGAUUGAGACAAAACACUACAGUGACCCCAAGCCUAAAACAACGACCAUCGCCGCCGAGAAAACCGAAGCGGUUCUGGUCCCGGCUAGCGGAAACUGUCUCAGCUGUGGCGCAGCGGUUUGCAAGAGUCAAGCUCGUUGUUCAGCCGGGAGCGGCGGCGUGAAAGCAAGUGCACAGAAAGACAAGAAACUGCCGCAGACGGAGAGCAAGAGUGUUUUGACCGGUCGAGAUACAAUAACCAGCGAUGAUACAGAAACUGGUACUCCCAGUAAGACCAGGGGGUCUCGAGGAGUGGAAGCGGGCUUAUCCGGGCACGAGGGUAGUAAUGACAAGGAAAAGAAAACUUGCACGAGCGCUAGUGCCAGCAACAGCCACCCUCCCGGACACAAGCAGCAAGCGUCGCUCAAACACAAACUCGGUGUCGGGGCGAAGGCAGGGAGUCGCGGCGGGUCUGACCCCGCGAGUCCGGAUCUGGGCGACCAGCUGGUGGCUUCUGUUCGAAGCCUGGUCGAGAAGAGUCGGGGAGCCGCCGCAGCCCGGGGCCCCACGCCAUUAGGCUUGAAGGAGAUACUAGGUUUCCUGAGCUCACAGGAGCGCCUAUCGCAAGAGAAGCUCACCCGCAGCAAAGUCAAAGUGGUGCUCGAAAGAGAGGUGGCGAGGGGUCGGCUACGAAGGACCAGGUUUGGGAACAUCACUCUCCCUGUUCGGGGAGUGGGAGCGGCGAAACCGUCCGCGCGACUACUAAAGAGCGCACUGCAGGAUAGACACAUGGCGAAAAAGGUUGAGGUGAAAAAGGUAGCCACGGAAACGGAAUGUGUUACAGAAGAGAGGGUGGCAAAGACUCGAGAUGGGAGUGUCGGCACCCCAGGCUCACCUGGCACUCCGGACAAGGGGGCCGCUGAGUGUCUUGUCCCAAAGAGGGAGGCAGGAGUGCAGGGCGUUGCCAGGGGCAACUCAUCUCAGACCCUCUCCUGCCCUGACCCCGACCCCAUCUCCAUGGAUCAGCCACAGGCCACACCCCUCCUGGGCUCCAGCGUCAGCGCUGACAUCACAGACCUUCCCUGCAGUGCCCUGGGGAACCUCCAUCCAAUCUCCUCCUCCGAUCGCAUGUGUCCCUCCGGCUGCUUCGAGGAUAUGCAGACCGAGCUGCAGGGAGACACAGGUGAGCCGGAGGUCGGGGUGCAGCCGCGAGCCGUUUGUCCGUCCGCUCAGCGAGAGACAGCGAAAGGAGCUGAGGAGGUGACAGCGGAGGAGAGCGCCCUCACCCCGGACCAGCUGGUCUCGGACUCACAGAAUCAGGUGAUGGCUGUGGGAGAGGGCGGGAACCUCACCUCCUCCGUUCCUGCUGAAAGCUGUUCAGGGUACAAGAUGGAGGUGGACGAGGCAUCCUGCCUGCUAACGCCCACGGCCUCCCCACAGGACUCAAGGGGGAUGGAGGAACGAGAGAUGAACGGAGGAGUUUUUGUCAAGGCGGAGAGGGACGGGCAGAACCCGGUGGAGUGGAGCGUGGCCGACGUGGUGAGCUACUUCACCGAGGCGGGGUUCCCGGAGCAGGCCUCCGCCUUCAGAACGCAGGAAAUAGAUGGAAAGUCCCUGCUCUUGAUGCAGCGCAAUGACGUGCUGACUGGUCUUUCGAUCCGGCUGGGCCCCGCCCUCAAAAUCUACGAGCGUCACGUGAAGGUGCUGCAGAGGACCCACUUCCAGGACGACGGGGCUUUCUGCUGAGUGACAGCUCCCACUGCGCUGAAGAGCCACGCCUCCUCAUCACGCCAUACGGAGGAGUUUACCAGCAGCAUACCUGUGCACACACACACACACCUACGCAUACACAUACACACACACACACACACCUACGCAUACACAUACACACACACACACACACACACCUGCACACACACACACCUGCACACACAGACACACACACACACACACCUGCCACACAACACACACACAAACACCUGUACACACACACACCUACACCUACACACACACACACACCUACACAUACACACACCUGUGCACACACACACACACACACACACACACACAUACACACACCUGUACACACACACACCUACACACACACACACCUACACAUACACAUACACACACCUGUACACACACACACCUACACACACACACACACACACACACACAUACCUACACAUACACACACCUGUACACACACACACACCUACAGAUACACACACCUGUACACACACACACACACACACACCUGCACAUACGCACUCAUACCCGCACACACACACACUGUCACACACAAACACACUCACACACGCAUACACACUCACACACGCUCACACGUACACAGACGCAAAUAACGAAAUGUACAUAGAGACACACAUGUACACCAAAUACAUAUAUACUCGUGUAUGUGACAGACAAGCGCACUUUCGCACACACACACACACACACACACACAGUACCUUGGUCUCUCAGCUCCAGCGCCUGUCUUGGCCCAUCUAAGAGAACAGGACCCCCCAGUCUUGUGGGAAGGUGAUGUGCCUGUGUGUUCUGCUAUGGCAGUAAGUGUCCUCUCUCCCACCCUGUUCCAGCCCAGCAUCACUGACGCAGAGACACUCAAAAACAUGACUUAACUCGUCUGAAAUUCUUUUCUGGAACAACCCAAUUUUUAAACCGAGGACUUUAAAAGAAAAUAAUAAUAAAUUGUGGUAAAUGGACGUGAAGGGAGGGGGGUUCUAAAAUGCGUAUCAAAAGAAAACAAAAUCAAACCGAAAAAAAACUCCACCCAGCUAUGGUUGUUUAAAAUCAUCCAUCUGUCCAUUUGCCAAGUUGAUUUGUUAGUUUUAAACUCAUUGUGAAUGUUGCUUUUCUUGUGCAACCUUAUUUUUGGAUGUCUUUGAGGGUCAUGAAAGAUGAGUAAUGGAUGCAGUACCAGCUCUGUCCACCAGGGGUCCCUCUGUUACCUCCAGCAGGGACACUCUGCAUUCUCCCAUUUCAGUGAUGCCCAUGGCUACAAAUAGACUACCUUAAAUUCAGGUCAACUUUAUGGCUCCCAAGUACUCAUUAUUACUCAAGUCUUUUGGCCUGGCUGUCAUUUUUAGGCUUGUCAUUUUAAUGCUUAUGUCUGGCAACACAGGUGCUUCAGGUGUGCUUCUAAGCCUUGUCUCUUUUUAAAAAUAUUUUUAGCUGCUAAAAUUUGGUCAGGUUGUAUUAUGUGAUUGACACCACAAUGCAAUUCUUUUUAUUUUUAUUUUUUCUUUUUUUUAAAAAACUAUUUUGGUGUUUUUACAGACAUACUCUUGGCUGGAAAGUACUAUUUUUAAUCAAUUCAAAAUUUCACUCAUUAAUUUAUUUCACAUACACACUCUGGCUUUUUCUCCGGAAUUUCCCCUGAAGUUGAAAGUUUGAGGACCAGUGUUUAAUUUGUAGGGGGCAUGUUGUGUACAACACCAGCACACAGACUUGUUAUACAAGGCUGUAAGGGGUGGUGGGGAGGGGGAAGUAGAUGAGCUGAAGGUCUUGUUUUUGUUUAAAUACUUUGCCUCCAAAACAUAUUUGUUGUUGAUGACCCCCCUCCCUCCCCGUUUCCCGUAUUUUGUAUUUGGGGAGGGACCAGCGCCCGUUUGACCACAUCUCUUCGGCUUCGUGAAGCUGAAGCCACAUUCCUGCUUUUAAAGUUGCCAUCAAGCAAUAUUCCAUCACUCUGCUCAUCCCGGUCCAGUGUGUCCGUGUGGAUUCUCAGAGCUCAUGUUCCGUAAAGCUGGCUCCAGCAUCUCAAGCUGGUGAUGGUGUUGAGCAAGAUGGCUGUUUGGAAUCCAAUGUGAACGUAUUUGUCAGCAGAAAAUUAGUCAUUCUUUGUGUAGGUAAUGUUUUUUUUUUUUUUUUUUUAAAGAAGGAAAAGAAAACUAAAGAAAAUGUCAUUCAAAUAGUUCCUCCUGUUAUUGAGAGUUUUUUCCUUGUGCUGUAAGGUGCAGCUUAUCUACGGAAGGUUGGAAACCCCAGAAGAGAUGCAAAGAGUUUUUAGAAGUCGCUGAGAACAUUAAGAAUUGUGCUGUCGUCACAUGGUUCAAUACAGAUUUUGUUCGUCUGUGAAUUGUUGCCCAAAUUCUGUGUUUUCAGGAUUUUAAUAGAUAAGAUGCACUUUAGUGACUGAAGGGCGUAUGAGUGAAAACAUUUUUUAUGGCAUUCUUUUUUACGGUUAUUUUAUUCAGAGGAAUCCCUCCACAACCUGUUAUAUGAAUAUGACGACUUGCUGUGUGGGAAAAUGUGCAGGCCUGUGCAAUAUCGCUGCCUGCCCCAGGGUUUCUUUGUGUGUGUCCUGCACCAAAUUAAACUGAGUGCGGAAUAUGAAUUUAUUCAGCCUUUUUUUAAUUAUUGUUAUUGUUGUUGUUAUUAUUUCUUGAAGAGAAAUGUACACCAUUAUUGCUUG